AUGGCAUGGAUGCUGACGAAGCCGACGAAAAAGAUAACGAUGGUGUAAACGAGAAAUUGAAAGAAAGUGCUGAUCUCAAAAAGAAAGAAUAUAAGGCAUCAGAUGAGAAGAACAUUGCUAUCAGAACGGAAUCAGAUGGAUUGAACCAAGAAAGAAAAACAAAUGAAAAGCUUAUCGACAAGGCCCGAAGACACAAAGGACGUGACGUCGAAAUAGAUGCAUGUGAAGUACCCGAUCUUUCUCAAAACCCUGCGGGUAUGAAUAACGCUGAUGAAAUAAAAAACCCGGAAGAUCGGUGUCAAACUGGAAUUAGAACUGAAAGAGGUGAUAAAAAACUUGAUUACCGGAAGUCGGCUGAAGGAAACGAUAUGGGCAAGAAUAAUGAACCCGACGAUGUAAAUUAUGACGACGAAACGAUUGCUGAAGAAGAGGAUAAAGGUAAUGUAAAGAUACUUGCCGAAAAAGAGAAGUAUGAUCAUGCCUACGAAUUGUGGAUUAAAAGAGUUGACGAAUUUCGAAAAACUGUGAGUGAAGUAAAAGAGCCUACCGGGAUGAAACCUGCCGAAACCGAAGAAGAUACGACGAAUGGUCAUGCAAAAGUCUGUGAAACUGUAUGUGGGACAAAGAAGAGGACUCCCGAACGUGUAUGUGAAGAUCAAGACCCGAUGCCUAUGCAAUAG
Messenger RNA from Dentiscutata erythropus, 680 nucleotides. NCBI's taxonomy places the organism in Eukaryota, Fungi, Glomeromycota, Glomeromycetes, Diversisporales, Gigasporaceae. The record is from the annotation of a GenBank genome assembly.